UCUCAUUGUCCCGAGCGCGCUCUUGACUGCAGAGUGACCAAUAACGCUUAACCAAAGACCCGUCGCUACUCAUGAAACAACCUUCGAGACGUUUCUCUGAUGUCCACUUGCUCCAGUAAAAGAGAGGAGAUGCUGAAGUGUCCGGUUCCAGUGAUUUCACGAUGACUGACGCGGUGAUGGGCACGAAAGGUGUCCAUGUGCAGUCUGGACCGUGUCUCGGUGCAGAGCUGACUGAUGAGGAGAAGGAGAUCAUCAACAGCGUCAUCGUCCGGGCCGAAAAAAUGGAGGCAAUGGAGCAAGAGAGGAUUGGACGUCUGGUGAAUCGUCUGGACAACAUGAAAAAGGCUGUUUGUGGGGACGGCGUGUCACGCUGCCUUUUAUGUGGAGAGCAGCUGGGUGCAGGAGGGGACAGAUCAGUGGUUUGUGAGGACUGUAAAAAGAGCAUGUGCACCAAGUGUGGAGUGCAGGCGAACGCUCGGCCGCGGUCUGUGUGGCUCUGCAAGAUCUGCGGCGAGCAGAGAGAGGUAUGGAAGCGAUCUGGAGCCUGGUUCUUCAAAGGUCUCCCUAAGCAGUUCUUACCCUCACCUAUGCCCAUUUCCAGACCCAGAGAUCCCAGUCCUCAGCAGAAGGCUAUGCAGACUCGAGCACCAGUCUCAGCUCCAGAGCCGACAGUGGAUCCACCGAUUGCCCCAAAACCAGCUGUGGCUCCGAAACCUGCUCAUCUUCAAACUCACAGUUACUCAGAGGCGGAUGGAGAUGCAGCGAGCUCCCAGAAUACCCCUGUGCUGAUGAAGAAGACGGUGAACGUCCACGCGGCCAGAACAGUCCCAUCAGGCACAUUCCAGCCGGCUGCUCAGGAGGCAGAGAGAGGAGCCUAUCAGUCCAUUAGCACUGCGUCUCAUGUGCAGGAGAGAGCGGAGCUGAAGCCUGCGCCCGUGCCCGGCCCUCGAGCCGUCCAGCAGCAGGCCGCUCCGCCAGCGGACGACGAGGAGGAGGAGGCCAACAGCUAUGACUCCGAUGAAGCCACAACUCUGGGAUCACUGGAGUUCACUUUACUGUAUGACCAAGGGAACAGCAGCCUUCACUGCAACAUUAUUAGAGCGAAGGGUUUGAAACCGAUGGAUUCGAAUGGACUGGCAGAUCCUUAUGUCAAGCUUCAUCUGUUACCGGGUGCAAGCAAGUCAAAUAAAUUACGCACCAAGACCCUACGCAACACUCGCAACCCGACCUGGAAUGAGACGCUGGUGUACCACGGGCUGACAGACGAGGAUAUGCAGCGCAAGACCCUCAGAAUAUCUGUCUGUGAUGAAGACAAGUUUGGUCACAAUGAGUUCAUCGGAGAAACCAGAGUUGCGCUGAAAAAACUCAAGUUCAGUCAGAAGAAAAACUUUAACGUGUGUCUAGAGAGGGUUGUGCAGACAAAAAGAACAUCAACUGCAGGCGGUGCGCGAGGAAUCACCCUCUAUGAGGAUGAGACUGGGAAGGAUGGCGCUGAGAUGGAAGAGAGAGGACGAAUCCUGAUAUCCCUCAUGUACAGCAGUCAGCAGAGUCGUCUCAUUGUAGGCGUUGUACGCUGUGUUCACUUAGCAGCAAUGGAUGCGAAUGGGUAUUCUGAUCCUUUUGUCAAAAUAUGUCUGAAACCCGAUAUGGGGAAGAAAGCAAAGAACAAGACGCAGAUCAAGAAGAAAACACUCAACCCUGAGUUUAAUGAGGAGUUCAGCUAUGAAAUUAAGCAUGCAGAGCUGGCCAAAAAGACUCUUGACAUCUCAGUAUGGGACUAUGACAUCGGGAAAUGCAAUGACUAUAUAGGAGGCUGUCAGUUGGGUAUCACUGCCAAAGGUGAGCGUUUGAAGCACUGGUACGAAUGCCUCAAGAACAAAGACAAGAAGAUCGAGCGCUGGCAUACUCUGCACAACGAGAAUCACGUCUCCAGCGAUUAGGCUCUUCAAGCGCCCUGCAUGCCUUUAAGUUGUACUCGGCCCAUUUUGCAACUCCAUCCCCCUCCACUAACUGCAUAUCUUGGGCUAUACCGACCUUGCUCUUGUCCGGCUGACACAUGAUAUGCUUUCAUGAAACAAAAUGUGAUGUCUGGAGCUCUUCUAUUCACUGUGACCAACACAAACGACUAUAGGUUAGCACUGAAGUGUAAAAGAACUGCACAAUUAUGUCACGUUCACUAAUCUGGCCACAGUAGCAUUGUGUUUUAAAGUUCUAGUUUAAGAACAACUGUAGAAACUCCAAAUAAUUAUCUUGUUGUGGGAAUGCAUUAAUAUCACGUCUCUUAGCAAUGUCUCCUAUUAAAAAGCAUUAUGAACCUUAAAAAAGAGGCCGAUACAGAAUGUAUAAGCCCUAUUUUAACCAGUCUAAGAAUGUUUACAGGCCAUAUAGAAUGUCAGGUAAAAUUAAUUAAUUGUAUUUAGCGACUUAUUUAAAUACCUUCAAUGUUAUUUUCAUUUCACUGAUAUACUAUCGAUUUUUGUUAAUAUUUGUGAAUUAGAUUUUAUUUUUUAUAUUUUGGAAACUAUCAUUUUUAAAUAUCACUUUAAUUUUAAUUCGAGUUUUAAUAAUUUGGCUUUUAGUGUUUGUCAUUUUUUAAACAUCUAUAUAUUUUUUUAUACAUUUUUAUGUAUCAGUUUAAUUUUUUAUAAGUGUUUUACUACUAUAAGUUAAGCUAAAACAAAAUAAAAAUGUCAAGUAACAGAUUUAAGUUUUUUUUUUAAUGGUUUUAAUUUUAGUUAGCUAUAAUAACCCUGACAUGAGGUCAAAAGAACUAGCUAGUUGUUUCAGACAAAUAGGCAAGCAACAUGUAGGGAUGUUUACACAGCACAGAUAAGACUAAAUCCAAAGAAUGUUCAAGUCCAAACUAGAGCAUUUUAAAGCAUUAUCUGUUCGCCAAUGAUACAUUUAGACUUGGCCUUCGAAUCUAAUGAAUGCGAUUUUGUAACACAUUGCUUGGUACGUCUGGUUUACAACAACACUCUUACUGUAUGUAAGCACACUAUUCCACUAAACCCUACAAACAUGCAUCCUGUUUAUGGUCUAUAAUGUGCUAAAAAAUACAAUUGCCUUGUGUGAAGACAACCAUUAAUGACAACGUCCAUGGAUAAAUCAAAUAGGAUAUACUAAAAAUAGUCCUCUGCAUCAUGUGGCUGUGACGCAAACCAAGAUUACUGUAACAGGAAACAGUACUGCAGUCCAAUCACAUGUGGACACUGAAGGGAAAGCACAUUUACAAUAGAAUGACCUCAACAUUUCUAUUCUUUGCUGUUAUUAUAAGCAUGAGAGUGUCUUUGAUCAUAGUGAAUACAAUUCAUUUGCUUUGUAUAAUUUAAUCCCUGUAGAUUAAAUUACUGUUUACCAACAAACACUUGGUGGCGACACUUCCGGGUUUCUCAGGAACUGCUUUACAUUAUAUCGACUGAAGAGUGAUUUGUGUUUGGUUGAAGUUCCACAUUUCCAAAAGAUUUUUAGAUCUUUGAAGAAUUUUAGCAUAACUCAGAUCUCAGAUCUGCUCUAAUGCAGGGUUUCAGGUCUUAAAAAGGUCUUAAUUUGCUCUUUUUUUUUUUUUUUUUGCUCAGAAAUUAAGACUUGAAAAGGUCUUAAAUCCAUACAAUUGUGGCAUUAAAUGCUGCAUACAAAAAAAUUCCAGCUGUUUUCCAAUGCAGAUAUCUUCCAUAAAUCAAGAUGGAUUUACUUCAGAUUAGUGGUGGGCCGUUAUCGGCGUUAACGUGCUGCGUUAACGCGAGACUCUUAUCGGGCGAUAAAAAAAAUAUCGCCGUUAAUCUAUUCUCAAAGUUGGGUUGGGAGCUGGGUCUAUACUACGCAAGCUAUGAUGACUUUCACCUGAUAUUUUAGCGCGGAUGUAUACCUAGCCGAAUUGCACUGUACUGUAGGGGGCGAGAACGAGUCUUCGAACCUGUGUGUAUGCGUGCUAACAUGGAUGCAGCUAUGAAGCCGCCGGGUUUGCUUCAGGGAAAAUUUAUUUUUAAGAAGCUUCCCAAUGAAGAUCGGCAAGUCAUUUCUGUCUCUACGUUACAUGGUCGCGCUCUCUGUAUCGCGCGCACAGCGGAGUUCCGCCCCGGUUCGCACACACACACACACACACACACAAACAAACAAACGUAAGCGCACACACAAGUGAGCACACUCCCACUCCUAUUUGUAAAUAUUAAGCCGCAAAACGUCUAUUUAAAUAUGACUUCUGUGUGUCUCUGUGUUAAUGUAUGGCGCAAGACGCACGGGUUUGUUCAGUACUCAUACAGAAGACCGCGUGACGCUUGCGGCGAUAUUAACGUCUGUCGUCUCACUAAAUGAGGACAUAAAUACAUGAACAACAUCUCCAGAACUGCUCUGAGAGUCACUUCAUGAGCAUUCGAGCGUUUCAUUUGAGAAAAACUAUUCUCAUAUCAAUAUACACAGAAAUUUAAAGGUAUUCACGGCAACCCGUCAAAAUAAAAAGUUCGGUUUCACUUGAAGACAUUGGGCAGAACAUAAUAGGCUACUACUAUUAAAACUAUUAAAACCUUAUCUUUAAGGAAUAAUCAUACAAUGUCUUCAAUGUUAUUAUCAAUAUUAAAUUCUUGAUGACUGCUAGUUGUUUACUACUAGUAGUGAACUUAUUCUGAUCUACUUGGCAGAAUUCAAAUGAGCCAUUUUAAUCUAGAUUAA
Messenger RNA from Onychostoma macrolepis, 4668 nucleotides. It is a transcript of the gene rph3ab, whose product is annotated as rabphilin 3A homolog (mouse), b. NCBI's taxonomy places the organism in Eukaryota, Metazoa, Chordata, Actinopteri, Cypriniformes, Cyprinidae. Gene Ontology annotation, cellular component: membrane. Gene Ontology annotation, molecular function: small GTPase binding. Bases 162 to 1940 code for a protein of 592 amino acids. The record is from RefSeq and is a predicted model, not a curated record. The transcript is spliced from 16 exons. Gene Ontology annotation, biological process: intracellular protein transport.